CAAACUGGUGUUUUGGCUCCCUUUUCAAAGAAAUAUGCUCUGCAACGGCGGCCCCCCUUUUUUUGCUUUUCGAGGGCUUGCUGCUGUGCAACUUCAUCUCAUUCAUGCAUGGCAUCAAAAAUUGCAUAACAUCGAUUGAUCACCGACAUUAUACCACCAAGAAACCACAUACAUAUGGAUACCAUACAUUGUACCUCUUUCUACACCAUUUGAUUCUAGCUGUUUUUUUUGCUUUUCUUGUCAGAACAUGGCUGGGCAGCAACACUUCGGGGCGAACCUCAUUUUCCGACUUUUUUUUCUUUGCAUGGAACAUUCAACAUGCUAAGAACUAGCAUUCAGCACGAGUUGCGUUGCUCGUGUGUUAAAUUCGUUUAAUCAUCAUCUCUGUUUCCCCCCUUUUGUCUCUUUUUU
Molecule: messenger RNA, 411 nt
Organism: Trichoderma harzianum CBS 226.95
Lineage: Eukaryota; Fungi; Ascomycota; Sordariomycetes; Hypocreales; Hypocreaceae
Exons: 1
Coding region: 105-332 (75 amino acids)
Source: RefSeq, a predicted model, not a curated record